CCAGGUCACCAGUUCAUCUUCAGCGAUGCCCAAGCGCCGUUCAACCCGUUCACUCAGCCCAGCAGGCCACAACAACAGUUCCUGAACAUCCCUUACCGGCAAGAACCAGCUGGUUUCAGACCCUCAGUCGGCGAUCUACAAACGUCGGAUCUACCAUCGCAUCUGCAGCAUACUCUACCUCAGUACAGGUUUCAGAAUCAGCCGCAACAUGUUGUCAGUUUUCAGGAUGAUACUCCUCCUAACCAGUUCGGCCAUUUUACUUUCCCGAACUCAGAACCAACGGGCUUCCGGUCUACCCAUCACGACAGGAGGAAGAAAAGUGCCCUCGGCGUUACAGCAGGCAACAACUGUUACAGUCUCGGCCUUUUCUGCUCAAGCAACUGACGAAACUACUUUUAAUCCUUUUACUGCCAAAACUUCCCCCGGUCUUGUAUUUAGUUGCAAUCCACCCUCAACACUCGGCAGUACUUUAAAGUUAUCAACUACUACCUUUCUAGACAUUGCUGUGCACCUCGCCAACGACAAACUUUCUGCUUUUCUAACUGAUAUUUGGAUCCUUCGCAAACGGAGACGUUCCUAGGCCAGAUAACCCUCCAGAGUCCUCCAAUAGAGGACCCUCCGCAAUUCGACGUGUUCCCAGAGGUGGCCAACAAUCCUUACGCGGACGGAGUUGAGGGAAAUUCGGUUGGAGGGAACAACGGGAGAAAUGGUUUCCUCAACCACAGGUCAAGAUUCGUAGCUCCAGACCAACCCCUAAAGAAACCCCAAGUGAAAGACUACUUCGUGGACAAUCACGGCGAUGUGUACAGCACCACCAAGGCUCCCAGAACCACACCACCGUCCACUAAAAGUACCAUCCAAGAAAGAAAGUACCCGUUCAAAUCACCCUCGAAAGCCAAACCACCUGUGCCCUUCAACCUGGAGAAAGAGAGGAAAGGGAUCCAAACAAAGAGCCCUCGUCAGAAAGCGGCGGAUCUGGAACCAUUGUUGGAGGAACCUCUUAAGGAGAACUUCGGUACUAGCAACGAUGAUGAGGUUGAGGUGAUCCAGUCAGAAAAUGAUACAAUUGUCGGAAAGAGUGGUGAUGAUCAUCGAAGGCCAAAGAUGUUACCACUAUCACCAACUAAAGAAUCUUCAAAAACCACUCAGUCUUCUGAUCCAUCAACGACCUACUAUGAUGAUAAUGAAGAAUUAAGUACUCAUCUGCCAACCGAGAGCGAUGACUAUGCUGAAGAUGAACUGUAUGAAGAGGAGGAAGAUCAAAAGAACAAUAACGAUAACGAUAUACAGGGUGGUGAGGAUAACGAUCAACAUGAAGCUAAUCAAGAGAAGGAUCAGCCGAGUGAGGAACAUUCUCAAGUCCUAACAACUUCAAAACCAACAACAACGAACUCCAAAGGAAAACUCUACACCUCGAUCGACAGAACUUUCCGUUAUCCAACCACUGAGCCACCAACCACAGCCAUCGACGACCUUGAACCAACAACUUUCUCACCCUCUAUCUCCAGCUCUAAAUCAGUAAGCUUCAAGAGAGGAGAGCAAAUGCUCCAUAAGGAGCCAGAGUUGGUGAUCUCCGUGGUGACCAGCAAAACGGUGAUCAACAACACUGUCGUUGCACCGGUUACUGAGGUGCCGACUGUGACGGAGUCCAUAAAAGGUGUCGCUACAACUCCCACGACCGCUGUAGAUAAUACUACGGAGGCCUGGGUGGUUGUGGCCUCGGUUCAAACGAGCAGGAGUGUCUCGGGAGCAAGAUAUCUUCCUUCCUCCAUAGUUGAACAAGAUAUCAGAGUUAAGCUUUUGAACGAACAUGCGACUGAAGAUGACGACGAUAGCGACCAUGAUCAUCAACAUCAAGAUGACGACAUUGACGAAGAAGAUGACGAAGACGAAGAACAUACGACUACUGAAACAACGAUCAUGCCUACAACAACCAGACCUAAGACAUCUACAGAAAGUUUGAUAGAUAAAUUAGAUGGAUUACAGUCUGAUCUAUCUAGCGGAGUGUUGACAGGUGGUCUUGGAAACAACAUCGCAGUAAUCAAAGAAACAACCUUGGAAACAACAACCGCAUCCACCAGCACAAGUGCCAACUAUCCGUCCACAACUUCUAAACCGUAUCCACAAGUCAAAAUUCGCAAGUUCUCACCAGCAAACCGUCCAACGACCACCAGAAAACCGAGACCUAAGCCUGGAGAAAAGAAACCAUUCGACAUCAACCAGUUGCAAGGUGACCAACCUAGGAAACCUGUUGAUAUCGCUUCGAUUUUGCCUCCAAACUACAAGUUGAAUGCUAGUGAUGACAGGAGUCUGAGGAUUUUGCAGGAGUUGGUUGACAGGAAUUUGAAGAAUAAGAAGAAGGACGAGAGUAGUACUACUAGUACAGCUGAGCAAACUACGGAAAAUGGACUGAAGAUUACACAGGAUGUGGAUAUUACCAAGUUCUUGCCUCCAGGUUACAAGUUGAACGAAAGUGAACUGACCACAGAAAAUGUACUUUUGAAAGAACUGAAAACUGAAGAUAUCUCAAAAUUCCUUCCACCAGGAUACAAGUUGCCAAAAGAAGACGAAACUACGUCUUCGAAAAGUGCCAAAACAACUGAACCUAGCAUAUUCAAGAAUACCAAGGCAGAUGAUGUCUCAAAAUUCCUACCUCCAGGUUACAAGCUACCAAAAUCGGAUGACAGAACCACGGAAAGAAGUUCCACCAAGGCCGAUGACGUGUCCAAAUUCCUGCCCUCGGGGUAUAAAUUGCCUAAGUCUGGCGAGAAGACUACUGAAGCAAGUCUGUUCAAAAACACGAAGACUGAUGAUUUAUCGAAGUUCCUGCCACCAGGUUACAAAGGAAGCACUGAAAGCAGUAUCUUCAAAAACACAAAGGCUGAUGAUGUGUCCAAGUUCCUACCGCCAGGUUAUAAGAUUCCAAAGUAUAAAGAAAAUUCCACGCCUAGUAGUAUUCACAAAAAUACUAAAGCAGAUGAUGUGUCAAAGUUCCUGCCUCCAGGAUAUAAAAUACCGAAAACAACUCCAAAGUCCGAAUUAGAUGAUUCUGCCAAACAAGGAGACAAAGUGCCACCAAAAGCUCAACCUAUCGACAUCUCAGCUUUACUGCCUCCAGGCUACAAUGCAACUGCUAUAGCUCCAGCCGACCUUCUACCGCCAGGUUUCAAGCCUAGUACCGAAACAGCAUCAACCACCAGUAAACCUUCCAAGGUGGUGUUCCCUACAAGACCUGGAGGAGGAGUGAGGAAAUCCGCUACGAGGACUACGCCUAAGAGUAUAAGCAAUGUGGAGAUGCAGAAGCCUACACCCACCAUACAUAAAGGAUGGCCAUCAAGAGCUACGACCGAGUUCACCGGCUGGCCCACACCAUCAACCACGCCCAUCUCCGUGGAGAAACUCCUGGAAGCAGCUCGCGCCGCCCAGGCUGCAAAAACUGGGCCCGCCUCCACGACAACACCCACGCCUUCUACGACGACCACGCCUACUACGACCACAACCACGACGAUGCGACCGACGACGCCCGGAGUGUGCGUCGACGAGUGCGAUCUAGCAGGGACAAUCAAGAUGGUGGAUGGUGUCAAGUGGCAGCCGGAACUGCUGGAUAGGAAUACCAGAGAGUGGCAGGUGUUGGCGAAUGAGGUUCAGACUCAGUUAGACUACGUAUUCAGUUCAUCCCCGGAACUGAGCAGAUGGUACAGGAAAAUCCGGAUAGAUGGCUUCAGCGAGGGCAGUGUUCUUGUAGACUAUCUGGUCGAACUGAACGAUCUAGGAAGGCGCGUUGAUACCCAAGAGAUCAAGCAACUGUUCCAUGAGUCACUUGAUGAUGCUUUGACGGCUUUUGGAAAUUCCAAACGUGGAGGAAAAUCAUUGAACGAGUCUGUUAAGUUAGAAGGAAAACUGACUCUAGGCAAUUUUGUCAUCGAUCCUAUAUACACAGAUUUUCUUGUUCUGCCCAAGCAAAACUAUCCCACAGUGGGAUAUGCUGACAACGACGUUUUGUUGCCACAAUGGGCUAUAGCAGUUAUAGUGAUAGGGCUCGCUUCUCUUUUAUUUGUUAUCAUUUUCGGAGUCACAGUGCUGGUGAACAGACAGAAAAAUGCAAAGAAGAAAAAUCCUACUCCUUUGACAGAAGAUAUGUUAAACGAAUUGAAUAAAAGCCAUAUGGGAGGGUUCGAUAACUAUGGAGCUGAUGACUUAUAUAACAUGGAAGAUGUUUGGAACGACAGGGGAUACGAACAAAAAAUUCCCAAAAAGAGGUCCAACGGUUCCAUCCACGACAACAGUAUGUCGAACCUGUACGACAGCUGGCGAUCAGAAUGGAACGGGUACUACUACAACAGCUACUAUGGUAACCAGCCAGGAAGCAGCCACGGUAGUACCUCGGCCAUGCCGUACUCGGGACGCAGGAGGUCUGAUUAUGACACGAAUUUUUAAGGGAGCUUACAGACUAGCGUACUAACUGCCAUAUGCGAAGUAGAACGCAGAGAGUCCUUGAAAAUUGGUACCACUUGAAACUACAAUAUUGUAGAAAAUUUUCGAAGUAAAAAUGAAUUUCGCCGUAUUUAGUAGAUCCUCAAGAGGACAAUACUCACGUUUCUCGAUUUUAUGAUAUUUUUCAGGUAAAACCAAACUCGAGGACUCUCUGCAAAAAUCUGAAUGUCAUUUUGGCAAAAACAGCCAAUUCUUGUGUGCCAAACAAACAAACUCGAGAAAAGAGAUGGGUACGAAGAAUAUCUGAUGAAGUUAUAUUUUUGAUAUUUUUUUGAUUAUGUACUGAUUAAGUAAAGCAAAAAUACCAAAGAGUGAAAUGCUAGAUUUUGAAUUUGACAGACAAAUGUUUCAUAACUAAAAUUGAAAAAUAUUAAUAGGUACCAUGAUAUAAGUGAAUAAUUUGUACGACUUACGGGAGAACAGAAAAUUUUCAAAAUGACGGCACUUCCAAGUAUAUGCCCAAUUGUUCAUUAUAAACAGAACAUCUUGAAAUUAGUCAUUUUUUUAUUCAUCUGAGAUUCUAAAUACACUUUAUUUACUCGUACAUAUAUCAAUCAUCCUAUACCCUAACCGUUUUUUUUUUUUCAAUAAAUUAUAACAACUUUUUUUCGUAUUUUUGCCUUUGCCGCAUGAUUUGUAGCGGGUUUCCUAAAAUCCAAUUUCAUUCUCGAUGUUUAACAACCCUGUAAUAUUUGUUCAUCUACCCCAAAGCCGAUAUAAAAUAUACUAAAUUAAGCCCUCUGCUAUAUGAAACCCCGUCACAAAACAUACUAACUACAAAGGCAAAAAUGACCCGCUGUAGUCAUUAUUUUCGCAAAUAUGAGAUAGUACUUCAGAUUAGGUUAAACUUCAAAUGAACUUAGAAUAUCGCGUAGAAUCAAAAAAUUGAACAAUACAUGGGGUGCAAAGAGCUGCUUUCUAGUGGCCCUGUUGAGUUACUCUGACUAACUCAGUACUGCUCAGCACCAAUACCGUUCCACUGCACGUUGUAUUCUCAUGCAUUGUUUCUGGAGCAGUUCGGGAACGUAUCACUCUCAAACAAAAAAACCAUUAGAAAGCAGCUUUGUUCGAAGUACAAAUAAGUUGGUAUCUAUUUCCGGUACAACCGGAUGUGCCACUAUUUUGAAAAUAUAUUUCCUUAUUUUAGCCGAGUUGGCUGUAUCAAUCAUACUGUCAAAGAAACAUAACUGCCUUACGUCGACUUAUUUAGUGAUCCAUUGCUACAGUUCUACGUGGGACACCUUGUAUGUUACCUGGAAUUUUCUGUCUUUCUGGAUAUAGCAUUUCUCUCUUUGAUCGUUAUAAACAUAUGGGAGAAGCAAGGCACAGUAUAUGUACGGAAACACUUGGCGCAUGAUGCCAACAUGAAGAUGAUAUACGCAAUCAUGUUUCAUUUCCAAUACCCCAUAUACUCGACGAUUAUAAUCUCGACCUAGUUAAAUUUUAGGUGUUGCUCAAUUUUUUACAUCCCUUAUUCACGCCCUAGCUCUUCCAUUUUUAAACAAAUUUUACAAAUUCGUAUUAAAACUACGAUAGAGCUUUUGUUCCCGUAUGUAUUUAGCUUCCGGAGCUUAUUGUACGCGACAGAGCAUGUUAGGUACUUACGACAAGUAUAGAAAAGUUAGGUUAGGAUGAGGUUGCCGGUUUUGUUCCUAAGGGAUUGCUAGAGCACUUCCUUCGAUAACUUAAGUUUGCGGUCUACCUGUGACAGAAUGCAUAGUUAUGAUUUUGGUUUUGAACAUGCAUUAGAACAUAAUAUAAAUAUUAUUUUUGUACAACUUUCAUUACGUUGUGGUCAUCACGAGCUGCCGUUCACAACAAAUCCGUAAGUCUAUAAGUAAUUGUUUAAAUUAUUUCAUUCAAUUUUCUUAGUGACUUACUGACAAUAAUUAUAUGUAUAACUAUGUAAGACAAAUUCAAAUUCUGUCUCACUUAGAUCUGAGUUAUCGUUUUGAACAUGACUGACAACCUAUAGUUUAACUUUUGGGCUUUAUUCCAAUGGCAGAUUUGGUAUGGGUAGAAAAGGGUAUAUUGAAGGAUAACAAAAGGAGGUCUUGUCAACAGUCUGUCCAGAAGAAUGGAGGACUACAUCUAAAUAGAGUGAAAAUAAGGACUAGACAAAUGCAAAUAUAUUUCACCGAAGUAAUGAAUAAUGAAUUUAUCUGAAUGAUUUGAUUUUCAAAAGAAGUUAAAAAAGUAUGGUAACCAUAUAUAAGUGAAAUUUCCAUAUCAAUAGCAAUUAAAUACCUUGGAAUUCCGAAAAUGUAUAAACCAAGAAGGCAGUCGAUGCAUUAUACAAAGAUAAGGAACCUCUAAUAUUUCUCAGUCUUUCUAAUGGAUUUUUUUAUCAUUUUCACAAGUGUUAAAUAACAAACUGACUUCCUGUUAUCCUCCAACUUGAAGUGUAAAUAUUAGAUGUAAAAAGGAAUAAAAGCCCAAUGUUAGACAACGCUAGAAACGUGUUAUAUGCUAGCAGCGGCUGUAAGACAAUUGCAGGUUAAGUCUGACCAGGUUUAUCUAGUCAAACAGCCUUCAUUGACAAUGGUACUUGCAGUACCGAUGUCUCCUGGCUGUGAUUUUACCUAUCGAGACUUUCAAAUGUUUAUUCGCAUUCGAACGAAUUCGAUUUUUUAUCGCAGAAGUGUUCUGUCAGCGCAUCUCAAUAGAAACUACUUUUUGGCAAAGAUUUUCAUGAGGAAUCCAAAAUCGACAGAUUUGAUUGGCACAAUCAAAAAUUGAUAAACAAAUAAACAUAAACUUUUCUUAUUUUGAGGAAAGCCGGAUAUACAUUGUAUUGUUUCAGUGGUCGUUAUCGACAUACUUUCAUUGAUUUAGUUCAUACAGCAUGUUUUAUGAAAAAAUCGUUAGACAGAAUACUUCAAAUUAAAACAGGAACUCUUUCAAAUUGAACAUUUCUCGAGCUGCAUCACAAAAAUAAGCGCACCAUACCCCAUUUGUAGCUUAGAAGAGCACACGUCAUAAUCGGGAACCCUUCAUGUGCAUUAUCUGUGAAUGUUAAGGCGGGAACACAUUGUCAGGUCAUGUAAGCUCACGAGACAUCACGGAAAUUUACGAGGCAUAACGAAGACUCACGAUACAUGGAACCCUGGCUUAGGUGAAGAAGGGUUAUUGAAAAAUAAUACACUGUUGUCACCCCAGGUACCAAGGUUUCUGUCUAUCAAUUUACAUUUUGAGUUUGCAUGAUAGCUUGAGUUAAUCUGACACGAUAAUAAUGUGUUUUUGCCUUUAUUUGUGAAUGUUAAUCUCAUAUUACAGUCGGUGUUUUAUUAUUGCUAAUGUUAAACGAACAAGGACUUGAAUGUUAAGUGUGUAUAUAUUUGUAAAUAUCCCAUGAAAUUAUCCUCUAUUUUCCCAUUACAGAUAAGUUAUCUAGGAAGUAAAUUUUACCUUUUGCCGUUUAUAAAUUAUUCUAUAUGUAUAAGUUUAUGUAAGCCGUUAAUAAAGACUAAAGAAACCCUAGAA
Messenger RNA from Acanthoscelides obtectus, 7977 nucleotides. The record is from the annotation of a GenBank genome assembly. Lineage: Eukaryota; Metazoa; Arthropoda; Insecta; Coleoptera; Chrysomelidae.